Messenger RNA from Pimephales promelas (fathead minnow), 1274 nucleotides. It is a transcript of the gene cryba1b, whose product is annotated as crystallin, beta A1b. The record is from RefSeq and is a predicted model, not a curated record. Lineage: Eukaryota; Metazoa; Chordata; Actinopteri; Cypriniformes; Leuciscidae. Gene Ontology annotation, biological process: lens development in camera-type eye; visual perception. Gene Ontology annotation, molecular function: structural constituent of eye lens.
GCCCCAUUGAAGCGGCGUCUGUAUAAAUAGCCCCACAGAUGCCUGAGCAGGAGACCGCGUGCUGGAUUCCCUCAACGCACACAGCUCAUUCUGUUGGGUCAGUCAGCGCUGAUAUAUCUGAAACAAUGGCUCUGACCAACCCUAUGUCAAUGCCCAUGGGACCAUGGAAGAUUACCGUUUAUGACCAGGAGCAUUUCCAGGGCAGGCGUUGCGAGUUCACCGCUUGCUGCCAGAACAUCAUGGAGUUCGGCAUGGAGACCGUCCGCUCCCUGAAAGUGGAGUGUGGCGCCUGGAUAGGUUUUGAGCACUCUACCUUCAAUGGCCAGCAGUUCAUCCUGGAGAAGGGAGAUUACCCAUGCUGGGAGGCCUGGAGUGGAAGCAAUGCCUAUCGCAUCGAGAGGCUGAUGUCCUUCCGCCCCAUCUGUUCUGCUAUGCACAAGGAUUCCCGUAUGAUGCUUUUCGAGUGUGAGAACAUGGGUGGAAGGCAGUGGGAGGUGUGCGGUGACUACCCCUCUCUGCAGGCUAUGGGAUGGUGCAACAACGAGGUCGGCUCCAUCCAAGUCAUGAGUGGCGCCUUUGUAUGCUACCAGUAUCCUGGUUACCGUGGUUACCAGUACAUUAUGGAGUGCGACUGCCACGGAGGCGAGUACAGGCACUACAGGGAGUACGGCUGCCACGCUCAGACCCCUCAGAUCCAGUCUAUCCGUAGGAUCCAGCACUGAGAGGAGCCAGCUGUGUCCUUCCUCUCUUCUCCCUCCCGUCUUCUUCCUCCUGAGCCCUUAAAUCCUCCACUUCCUCCAUCCCUCCGUUUUCCAGCCAUGCAAGACGGUUUGUUGACCACGACGGCUGGCUGGUACACUGGUGUUACACCAAUGUAACAAGUCCACAGCACUUUUUUUACCCACUACACGAGGAAAGAAAGACAAACUAUUGACGGCAGGAACGACGAGAUAAAACCCGCAGAAGAAAAAGUCCUGUAUGAUUCCAGCCGGACGGACGUGGUGUGAAGCUGGGAGCGUUGCUCUACUUUCGUCAUGACUUGAUCAUCAUGAUCGUAGCCAUUGCAGUUUUCAUGGUCAACAUCUGUACGAUUUUUGAUGAAUAAAGAACAUGAGUAUACAAUUUGAGGAAACACAAAAACAGAAUACUUGAUAUCAGCUGACUGUAGUGUGUGGAUCUUUCCUGACCUUACAUGAACAUUAGGACUCUGACAGAUUCAAGUCUCACAGCGUGAGCGUAAAAUGAGAAGGUGGAAUGAAUUGUCUAAAAUUAAA